AUGGCGCCGGUGAAGGUGUUCGGAUCGGCGGUAUUCGCCAACGCGGCGAGGGUUAUGGCGUGCCUGGAGGAAGUUGGCCUCGAGUACGAGGUCGUUGAGGUCGAUUACACGGCCAAAGAGCACAAGGGGCCCCAACACCUCUCCAAAAACCCGUUCGGCCAAAUCCCAGCGUUUCAGGAUGGGGACACGAUGCUCUUCGAGUCCCGAGCAAUCGCAAAGUACGUGCUCCGGAAAUACUCCAAGCCAGCUCAAGUCGACCUGCUGCGAGAGGGCAACCCGGAGGAAGCCGCGAUGGUGGACGUGUGGACGGAGGUUGAGGCGCACACCUACUUACCCGCCAUCGCGCCCAUCUUCUACGAGUGCGUCGUGUACCCUGCCAGGCUCGGCACCUCGUCCAACCAGAAGGUCGUGGAGGAGAGCCUGGAGAAGCUCAAGAAGGUGCUCGAUGUCUACGAGGCAAACCUGUCGAAGAACAAGUACCUCUAUCUCGCUGGAGACUUCUUCAGCUUCGCGGACCUCAACCACUUCCCGUACACCUUCUACUUCAUGACGACGUCUCAUGCGUCUCUCUUCGACUCGUACCCCAGCGUGAAGGCGUGCUGGGGGCGCCUGAUGGCACGGCCGUCGGUGAAGAAGAUCAGCGACGGUAUGGUGCUCAGGGCCUGA
Molecule: messenger RNA, 666 nt
Organism: Miscanthus lutarioriparius
Lineage: Eukaryota; Viridiplantae; Streptophyta; Magnoliopsida; Poales; Poaceae
Source: the annotation of a GenBank genome assembly